AUGAGCCCUCCUCCGCGCGCUGCGACCCCAUCACUGAUAUCUACCACCCUGCUGGUCGUCGCGAUCCUCUUCCCUAUCCUGGCGACCCUUGCUGUCGCGGUGCGUAUCUGGUCAAAUAUUUCCAAGGCGAAGCGACUGUUUGCGGAUGACUGUGUCAUUAUUGUGGCCCUGCUAUGUGCCUGGGGGGUCCCGAUUGAUGUUUAUGUGGCUGCCGGGCUUGGGGGUGUGGGGGAGAGUACCUUGCCCCCGCUUGAUGCCGCGAGGGUCUUUCUCAGGGCCCUGUGGAUUGAGAUAUUUCCACUGAUAGCAAGCCUGGUUCUCGUCAAAGUGUCGAUUCUCCUCUACUAUAGGAGGAUUUUUGUUACCCGGUGGUUCCAGAUUGCGGUUUGGGUCUAUAUUGCAAUUCUGCUCGCAUGGGGAAUUGCCUGCCUCGUGGCCCAAGCGUUGGCCGGGAACCCAGUCACGGCAGCCUUCAAUCCACUGGCGGACAAUCCACUUCGCUACAAUUACAGCCAUUUUUCUAUUGUCGUUACCGCGAUGAGCAUGUGCUUCGAUGUGAUCGUGCUCUGCUUUCCCAUUCCUGUGAUCCAUCGUCUUAUGAUGUCCACGCGGCAAAAGGUUCAGCUGGCGGGCAUCUUCUGGCUGGGGAUCUUUUGCUGCAUUGCCUCGAUCAUUCGCUUCUAUUACGUCUACACGGAGGUCUACGAAUCCACGAGCUCCACUGGGACGAAUCGCUAUGCAGCCGUGACUCCAGGCAUCACAUGGGGAACGAUUGAGCCCAGUACCAGCGUGAUCGCUGCUUGCCUCCCCACCUACGGACACCUCUUCAGCGCAAGUCGGAAUAUUUCCAGCUGGGCUCGAAGUUUGUGGAGUCACGUAGCGAAGAGAAACACCGUCAGCGGCGAUCACAGCAGCGGCUCUGGUAGGAAAUCUACUACGAUCCUCACGAGUAUCGACUCUUCAUAUGGCUCCGAUCAAUCACACCGUGGGCAUCACUGGCAGCGCUUAACACUUGAUCAACGUGAUCGAGAUUUGGAAAUGGGAGAUCUCGCCUCCAAGGAUCACAUCCCCUUGGCGAGUGAUGUGCAGCCAGUGAGUAUCCAAGUCUCACAGAGUUUUACGCGGCAGGAACAGCCAGCUUCACUCCGAGACACUACGACAAUGGGUAAGCCUAUGGGAUAUGGUGAGGUCUUUUAA
Molecule: messenger RNA, 1197 nt
Organism: Aspergillus bombycis
Lineage: Eukaryota; Fungi; Ascomycota; Eurotiomycetes; Eurotiales; Aspergillaceae
Exons: 4
Coding region: 1-1197 (398 amino acids)
Source: RefSeq, a predicted model, not a curated record